GGCUGAGGCCAGCCGUGGUGACGCCGCACACGGCGAAGUGCCCAACGAUUAUACCGUGUUAUUGCCGGUAAUGCCAACAGGCGACGAAGCGAAGUGUAGCCUGGUGCUGCACGCGGACACCCGCGGUCGACCGUAUCGAGUCGAGGACUUCGUCGGGCCCCUCAACCAGGUGGGCGUCAGGGAGGACAUAACAGGACUUGGAGCCUACCAGAUGGGCCACGUGUGGUUGGUGAAGUUGCGUACCGGUGAGGCCAAGGAAAAGCUGCUAUCCGCAGGAAACUUAAAGGUUAAAAAUCGGCUUUGCCUGAUCGUCGACCCUGUCAGGCGGGAACUGAGAGUAAAGGUGCACUGGGUGGCUUUUGGAGUGUCCGUCGACGCCAUCCGGAGAGCCUUUGAACCAUACGGCGAGAUCAAAGGUGUCGCUCGAGAAAAAUGGAAGAUAGAAGGCCUCGUGGACGUCGACUCAACGACCGUCACCGUGAGGAUAGUGCUCCGCGAUUCCUUGACACCCGAGUCUCUACCACACCAGUUCCGCAUCAAUGGCGGGAAUGUGCUGGUAGUAGUUCCCGGACGAGCGCCGCUUUGUCUACGUUGCCGCCGCACAGGACACAUUCGACGUGAUUGUAAAGUACCAAGGUGUGAAGAGUGCCGAGCCUUCGGGCAUGAGGCCAGAGACUGUGUGCGGUCCUACGCGCGAGCUGUCGCUGGCCAAAACCUUGAAGACCCGGGUGCGACCUACUUAAUGGAUGAGGUCGAAGCAGAGGCGGCGGCGACUCCUUCAACUCGGCAUGCCGCACCUGAGGAAUCCCCGCCUACCUCUGAGAUCACCAUGGUGCAGCGGAAUGCCCCACAAGACCAGACAACGAACCCUGCCCCUAAGCUGGAGGGGGCAACGGGCAACACGCAGCUUACUGAGAAGACACCGUCGCCAGCGUCACCAGCUAUUGGGGGCGCGGCCGGUGCUUCGGACGGUGAGGACGCAGUGGCCAUGGACUCAGAAGGCGCGUCGGUCAAGCGUAGGCACUGCGAAGUGGUUUCUGGAAACGUCGAGUCGCAUCAGCAAUCUCAGGGAGGGGAGAGUGGGUGGCAAACCAAGAAAGGAGGAGGAGCCGGCCGCGGACGCUCGUCCCACUCCCCCGGAAAGACGCACGGUCGCAAGGAAAACCCGGUUGUGGUCCCAUAGACCGUGUUAAAGUGGGUGAGUGCCUUGUGCUGUGGUGAGACCUUCCUUCUGCUAUAGUCACUCUCGGACGUCCCCUGCGCAUUGCCACGCUCAACGUUCGGGGACUGGCGGCUAGACGUCGGCAACGACAGCUCUACCGGCUGAUGAAUGAACAAGAACUGGACAUCGUCGCCAUCCAAGAGACGAAAGUAGAAAGUGAGGAGAGCACUAACUACAUGGUGCAGCCCUUCUUGGCACGAUACUUCGUUUGUGUAAGUCAUGCGGUUGGUCUUUCUGCAGGUUGUUGCCUUUUUCUGAAAAAAUCUUUAGGCGUAGUUGUGCAAACAGUUAUGACAUGCCCAUCUGGGCGUUUUGUUUUGUGUGAUUUUACUGUUCUAGGCCACGAGUGGCGAGUUAUUAAUGUCUACGCGCCAAACAAGCCAGACGAACGCCGUUUGUUUUUUGAGAACGCUUAUCAACAUUUUCAGUGCGAUCGUCUGAUUAUCUUCUUGGGUGAUUUCAACUGUGUGUGCCGAGCAGUGGACCGGUCUAACAGUGUGCGGUAUAACGACGCUAGUAUUCUCGCGUUAAACGACAUUACUGAGGAUUUCGUGCUCGAAGAUGUUGCUUGUUGUGCACCAAGUGCGAAGGCUGUGUCGUAUACUCACUUUCAGGGUGACAGUCACGCUAGAUUAGACCCUGUCUACAUUUCGUCUGAACUAGUUUCUUUGUGUUCUAAUUACUCCGUUGAUUAUGUCUCAUUUAGUGAUCACUGCCUUGUCAGCUUUUGGUUAGGAGAAUCAAAAAAGACGUCAUCAUUUACGUGGGAUUUGUGGAAACUUAACGCCAAGCUCUUGCGCGAUGAAUCGUUCGUUAGCACACUUAAGGCAACAUGGCAGGCGGUGGAAAGGAGGGGGCAAGGUGCAGGCGAGAGGUGGGAAAUGUUUAAACAGGAAGUUAAAAUGUGCGCGAUCGAGAAGUCGUGCGCUAUGAAGCACAAGGAAAGGAGGCAGGAAGCUGAAAUGCGCUUGUGUUUGAAAAAGCUUUUACAAGAAGAGUGUCGAACUCCCGGCAACUUAAUGGAAGACAUCAAUAAUCUGAAAGCUCGACUUGAAGUUUUAGAGCAAGAGCGAUAUAGGGGGGCGGCAAUUCGUGCACGUGCAGAGAAAUUAAUGGUUGGUGAAGCGCCGACAAAAAGAAUGGUGGCUGCGGAAAAAAAAAUACUCAUGCACUAUACUUCAUUGUAGAAAUUGAAUACCAAGGAGUUGUGUCAUUCGACGCAAGCGUUAUCGAAAAGGCGUUUGUCGAACAUUAUGUUGAUUUGUUUAGUUCCCACGCCCCUCAAUCUGAAGGUUUAGAUGGAGGACUUUUAUCUUUAAUGCCAUCUGUUAGUUGCGAUGAUAAAAAGUUUUUGGAGGCGCCGCUCAGUCUGUCAGAGAUAACAAAAGCGAUCGACGACCUGUCACCGAAUAAGUCUCCGGGCCCUGACGGGCUGACUGCGCUCUUUUAUAAGACAUUUAAAUCUGAACUUGCUCCCAUCUUACUUGACGUUUUUAUUGAAGCUUACGAACAAAAAAUCCUACCCCCCUCGUUUUCGCGUACCCAUACUGUUCUAAUCCCGAAGAGCGAUGACCCCGUAAAACUACGCAGCGUGACCUCUUACCGGCCUAUCUGUCUCACUAACGUUGAUUAUAAAAUAUUAAUGAAAGUUCUCGCCAGCAGGCUGCAGCGAGUGAUCACGAGUGUUGUAGGGCCACACCAGACGUGCGGCAUAAAAGGUCGUACUAUCCUGACUAACGUUCAUGUAGCGCGCAGCAUUCUGGAAUGCUGCGACUCCGAGCUACGGAAGGUUGCGAUGUUGCAGGUGGAUUUAGAAAAAGCAUUCGAUCGUGUUUCACAUGCCAUAAUCUUCAACAUUUUGGAGCAUAUCGGAGUAGGGCGAAUCAUUUUAGAGGGGGUACGAAUGGCCUACCGCAACUGUACGACGAACCUGAUUCUAAAUAAGCGGGUUAGCGAACGAAUACCGGUGAACUCAUCUGUCAGACAGGGAUGCCCGAUCUCACCAUUACUUUUCGCGUUGUACAUCGAACCCUUUUGUCUUAGUAUUAUUCAUGAUCGCUGUGUCCGCGGAUUUACUUUAAACACAUGCGAAGUUCGCAUACUUGCAUACGCAGAUGACAUCGCAAUCUUUUGCGCCGACAAGGAGAGUGUAAGAAGAGUAGUCGAAAUUACUAAAACGUUUUGUACUCAAACAGGUUGUGCCGUGAAUUGGGGAAAGUGUUCAGGGUUCUGGCAUGGCGAGUGGGCGUCGAAGCCAAAAGUAUUUGCAAGCAUUGAAUGGUCAACCCUGCCGACGCGUUACUUGGGAGUCCCGCUAAAUCACUAUCGAAACAGCAACGAUCUGUGGACUACUGAGACAGCUAAGUUACGUGAAAAAACUAUACAAUGCGGUGGACGACACUUGUCUAUUUUUGCACGCGCAACUGUGUGUAAUUUAUUUUUUGUAGCAAAACUCUGGUACAUGCUUCAGGUACUGCACUGCACGCGUAUUCACGUGCAAAAGAUACACCGAGUGUUUGCCGUGUUCAUUUGGGCCUCCUCUUGGGAGCGCACCAGCCGAACAAACCUGUUUCGGCGUGUUCGGAAUGGUGGCCUAUCAUUAACGCACCUUUUUCUACGACAAGUUGUUAAUCGCUUUCUUUUUCUGCGUGAUCAAAGUGAUCCCUUUUUGCGUACUGUCGUUCAGGUACAGCUUUGUGACGCUUUACCCGAAUUUAUUGUUUCAUCCGCUGAUGGUGCAAAUGGACCGCUGAGCCCCUUUUUAAAAGAAGUAGUCGCUGCUUGCAAAUUCCUAGCCGCGAGGUUUUCCCUCGAAUAUCUGGGUACUGUUUCGCGAAAAAGAUUGACGAAAGAUUUGACCGAGCUGUCUUGUCCGGCUCCCAUCUACCGCACGUUGUACUGUGCAAUACCCGGUAACGAUGUACUUAGUCGAGUGAAAAAAAUGAUGGUCCCUGCGAACACGAAAACAUUUUUUUUCCAUCUCCAUACCGGCACACUUCCCGUUAAAACGUGGCUGCAUGAGAAGGGCGUGUUUGUGCCCUGGACCGUAAAUUGUUUCUUGUGCAAACAGCCUGAGACCAUAGAACAUGUCUUCCUGUAUUGCUGGGAUGCUGUCUUUUACUGGGAUGUCUUGCAGCGUACUCUUAAGAAAGAUCUUCCGUUAACUGCGCACGGAAUACGCUUUCUACCGUUAGAUAAUGCACAUUGUGUGCCGUACGAUUUAAUUAUGCUUCUUGCACUGCACAGCAUAUGGAAGUGCCGCAUGGCAGUGCGACAUGCUGACUUGGACGUUCGACCAGUGUGCCAGUACUUUACACAAAGUAUCAGCCAAUUAAAGGAAACGUAUAAGGCUCUAGGAAACGACCCCGAUUGGCUGCCUGUCCUAGACGCACUAUCUGAAAUAAGAUCCUGUUAAUAUUUCUGUGUCAGCCAAAACUCGGCUGAGGUGUCUCAGAACUUGUUCAGUGUCUCUUAUCUUCUGUCGUUACGAUAAAUCUUACGGAAAAUAAAGAAAAAAAAAAAAAAAAAAAAG
This is a messenger RNA of Ixodes scapularis (black-legged tick), 4754 nucleotides long. RefSeq lists its product as uncharacterized. The coding region runs from base 71 to 1183 and encodes 370 amino acids. Gene Ontology annotation, molecular function: nucleic acid binding; zinc ion binding. NCBI's taxonomy places the organism in Eukaryota, Metazoa, Arthropoda, Arachnida, Ixodida, Ixodidae. The record is from RefSeq and is a predicted model, not a curated record. The transcript has 2 exons.